Molecule: messenger RNA, 231 nt
Organism: Talaromyces stipitatus ATCC 10500
Lineage: Eukaryota; Fungi; Ascomycota; Eurotiomycetes; Eurotiales; Trichocomaceae
Exons: 2
Coding region: 1-231 (76 amino acids)
Source: RefSeq, a predicted model, not a curated record
AUGCGCGUCAUCGAUGCUGCUCGGAAACAGGGGCAUACAGUUGAAAUGCAUCUGAUUGAACGAUACGCUGACCGGGUGGAGUGCUCUGUGGAUUCUGUGAAUAAAUUGGGAGGUAUCUUGAAGCUGAUGAAACGAGGAGCUGUUGUGAUCAAGAGGGGAUCUCGAGAUUCAAAAGGAUUAAUCUAUCCCGUGCCUCAAUAUUUUCUGCGAGCCUACUUCUCAACAUCUUAA